CAACCCGACACCAGACCGAGACAAACAGGGACACACCGGGACCAGACCGAGUCCAGACCGAGUCCAGAGCCUGGGAGGACCGGAGCGGGGGGGGGCGGCGGACAUGGCCGAAGUGAAAGUGAAGAAAGAGAAGGACGUGCUGGAUCCCGCGGAGGUGGAGAAAAGGAUCAGGUCGUUGUGUGAACAGUUUCCUCACGGUAUCACUGAUCAUGUGAUUCAGAACGAUAUGCCUCAUCUGGAGCCGCAGCAGAGAGCGGCCGCCAUCAACAAACUGCUCUCUGUGGGGCAGUUGGAUCUCCUGAGGAACAGCUCUGGUCUGUUGUACCGUCUGAAGGACACACAGAGCUCCAGUAAAAUGAAAGGUUCAGACAAUCAGGAGAAACUGGUUUAUCAGAUCAUCGAGGACGCCGGAAACAAAGGGAUCUGGAGCAGGGACAUUCGUUUUAAGAGUAAUCUGCCUCUGACUGAAAUCAACAAGAUCCUGAAAAACCUCGAGAGCAAAAAACUCAUCAAGGCCGUCAAGAGUGUGGCAGCGUCGAAGAAGAAGGUUUACAUGUUGUACAACGUUCAGCCGGAUCGUUCUGUGACGGGCGGAGCCUGGUACAGCGACCAGGACUUUGAGUCCGAGUUUGUGGAGGUUCUGAACCAGCAGUGCUUCAAGUUCCUCCAGAGCAAGGCGGAGGCGGCUCGGGAGAGUAAACAGAGUCCGAUGGUUCAGAGAAACUCGUCUUUUGCCACGUCCCACGAAGUUUGGAAAUACAUCAGUGAACUGGGAAUCAGCAAGGUGGACUUGUCGAUGGAGGACAUCGAGACGAUCUUGAACACUCUGAUCUACGACGGGAAAGUGGAGAUGACUCUGAUCGUGGCGAAGGAGGGAACAGCAGGAAGCGUCGACGGACACAUGAAGCUCUACAGAGGAGUCAACAACAUCGCCACGGCAACAGGACUCGUCAAGACGCCCUGCGGACUCUGCCCGGUUUUUGACGACUGUCACGACGGCGGCGAGAUCUCCCCGUCCACCUGCGUCUACCUGAGCGAGUGGCUCGACUUCUGACAUCACUUCCUGUUUCCUGUUUGAGGAGCGCCGCGUCCUGACAUCACUUCCUGUUCACCGAUGCGCGAGGAAGGACCUGAGGCGCUCGAGGAAGGACCUGAGGCGCUCGAGGAAGGACCUGAGGCGCUUUAACCUCAGAUUUAUGACAGACUCAGUUUGUUCUGUUUUUGUUUUGUUUCUGCAGUGAGACGAACUUUUCAGACUGGACUUCGAUACUAACAAAUCAAACCGAUACUCGAUACCAUCAUUAUUUUUCAAUUCUUUUAAAACCCCUCAGACAAUUUUAUUUAGAGACUCUAGAGCUGGAAUCGAAAAUCAGACCCUAAAAGACUAAACCGGGACUAAACUGUGGAGAUUGUCUAAACAAAGAGUCAAUGUGGGAUCGGUAUCGGGUAUCAGUAUCGGGUAUCGAGUAUCGGGUCUGUUCUGUGCUCUUUCGCUCGUGAGACUCGUCAGUUUUGCUGUAAAUAAAAAAGAGAAAAACUCUUCUGCUGUAAAAAUGUACAAAGCUUCAGUUUGAAAAUAUUUUUGAAAAGUGAAUUUAUUUAAAAAACAGAUUCUGAGUAAAAUGAAUCAAAGAAAUAAAAGUGAAAUGUCCCAGAA
Boleophthalmus pectinirostris (great blue-spotted mudskipper) is the source of this 1657-nucleotide messenger RNA. RefSeq names its product polymerase (RNA) III (DNA directed) polypeptide F (gene polr3f). Bases 104 to 1054 code for a protein of 316 amino acids. Gene Ontology annotation, cellular component: RNA polymerase III complex. The transcript has 9 exons. The record is from RefSeq and is a predicted model, not a curated record. Gene Ontology annotation, biological process: transcription by RNA polymerase III. NCBI's taxonomy places the organism in Eukaryota, Metazoa, Chordata, Actinopteri, Gobiiformes, Gobiidae.